AUGGAUCCUCAUAGUCCAAUUGUCUUAGAUCAAGGUACAGGUUUCGUUAAAAUAGGGCGUGCUGGUGAAAAUUUCCCAGAUUAUACUUUUCCCUCCAUUGUUGGUAGACCUAUUUUAAGAGCCGAAGAACGUGGUACAAUCUCCACACCUUUGAAAGAUAUUAUGAUUGGUGAUGAAGCAAGUGAAGUUCGUUCAUAUUUACAGAUCUCUUACCCCAUGGAAAAUGGUAUUAUAAAGAAUUGGACAGAUAUGGAAUUGUUAUGGGAUUAUGCUUUUUUCAAUCAAAUGAAAUUGCCAACCACUUCAGGUGGUAAAGUUCUUUUAACUGAACCACCUAUGAAUCCAGUUAAAAAUAGAGAAAGAAUGUGUGAAGUUAUGUUUGAAAGAUACGAUUUUGGCGGAGUUUACGUGGCUAUUCAAGCCGUUUUAGCAUUAUACGCUCAAGGGCUAUCAUCAGGUGUUGUUGUGGAUUCAGGUGAUGGUGUUACACAUAUUGUUCCAGUUUAUGAAUCAGUAGUAUUGAAUCAUUUGACCAGGAGAUUAGAUGUUGCAGGUAGAGAUGUUACUAGACAUUUAAUCGAUUUACUAUCACGCCGUGGUUACUCGUUCAAUAGAACUGCUGAUUUCGAAACAGUUCGUCAAAUUAAAGAAAAAGUUUGUUAUGUUUCUUACGAUUUGAAUUUAGAUACAAAAUUAGCAAGGGAAACAACCACCUUAGUACAAGAAUAUGAAUUACCUGAUGGUAGAAUUAUUAAGGUAGGUCAAGAAAGAUUCGAAGCUCCAGAAUGUUUAUUCCAACCAGACUUGGUAGAUGUAGAAUCUCCAGGUGUUGGUGAAUUAUUAUUUAACACAAUCCAAUCUGCUGAUAUCGAUGUCAGAAGUUCUUUAUAUAAAGCUAUUGUCCUGUCUGGUGGUUCAAGUAUGUAUCCAGGGUUACCAUCAAGAUUAGAAAGAGAAUUGAAACAAUUGUGGUUCACUAGAAUCUUAAAGGGUGAUGCUGAAAGAUUAGAUAAAUUUAAAGUCCGUAUUGAAGAUCCUCCAAGGAGAAAACAUAUGGUCUUCAUCGGUGGGGCUGUUUUGGCUAAUAUCAUGGCUGAUAAAGAUCAUAUGUGGUUGUCAAAACAAGAAUGGCAGGAAAAUGGGGCUGCUGCACUGGCUAAAUUUGGUCCAAGAUAA
This is a messenger RNA of Henningerozyma blattae CBS 6284, 1176 nucleotides long. RefSeq names its product actin-related protein 2 (gene ARP2). The record is from RefSeq and is a predicted model, not a curated record. The coding region runs from base 1 to 1176 and encodes 391 amino acids. The transcript is spliced from 2 exons. Gene Ontology annotation, molecular function: actin filament binding. Lineage: Eukaryota; Fungi; Ascomycota; Saccharomycetes; Saccharomycetales; Saccharomycetaceae. Gene Ontology annotation, biological process: Arp2/3 complex-mediated actin nucleation. Gene Ontology annotation, cellular component: actin cortical patch; Arp2/3 protein complex.